UUUUUUUCUUUAUGCUCUUUUUUUCUCCAUUCAUGUUACUGCCAGAUAUUAUUCUCUAUUCCAUACCUUCAUUCUUAUUUUAUUUGUGUACAGAGAAACAUCAACAAUAUACCCCUGAUAUCGUCCUAGUAUUUAUUACAAUCAUCCAACUGCUAAUUCCGAUCUCCUAUCGUGGCGCUGGUCUUUGGAAAGAAAAUGAUUUCUUCGUUGCGUUGAGUAUAUCUCUCGGCUCCCGUAUGAUGUUUUAUAUACAUGAUCUACGACAGUGUGGAAACAAUCAAGAAAAACGACAACAACUCGCUGUUUUUUACCAAGCCCGUCACCAAUGGAACGAAAGCCCUACUCGAUCUUCCAACAACCACAAAGACACAACAUCUUCAAAUGGUGAGGAUAAUGCCAUUACCAGAAUGACAGCAUCAACAACAACGUCAACACCUUCUUCUUCUUUGAAUGAUGUUAAACCUGUUUCUCUCUCUGUGAUUUAUCAUGACAGUCGACGUUGGUUCUUGAAGUACGUGACAUAUAUAGCGUUGUUGGUUCCUAUCAUGUCAUUUUUUGAUGGCCUGCUCCACGUGUGUUCGUUCCCUCCGACAGCAAACUCCAUUCUAUACUGGUAUCCGUGGAAAACGCUGGCAUACUACCUAGUGACUUUCUUGAUUGUACAUCCUUAUUUACAUGCCGUGGAUUUGAUUUAUCGAUUCUUCUUGUCGGCACACUUGAUGAUGAUGGUAUUAUGGACAAAAACAAAGCCGACAAAAGACUGUAUGACUUCGCUAUUGCACCACUAUCAUGAUAGUCGUCAUUAUAUCUUGCAACCUUCUUUGUUUGAUCAACCUUGGCUAGCUCAUUCGGCACACAAUCUAUGGAGUUGUCGAUGGCAUCAACUCCUCCGUCCUGGAUUCAAGAAGUUGGUUUACGACCCUGUACGAUCACUUUUCCCGGAAGAAAAGGCAAAUAAUACGUCAAUCAUGGGCGUAUGUAUGGGACGCAUUGCUGCAAUCAUGGCUGUGUUUUUGGCAUCUGGAUUAUUACAUGAUUAUAUCCUGUUGGCAAGGGUGGGUCUUUCCGCCAUUCGAUCGUAUCCUGGGAUGCUUGGACAACAGACAAUUUUUUUUCUUCUUCAAGGUGUAGCUACGGUAAUCAGUUCUCCUUGUAUGCCAUGGUAUCGUUUUUUGUCGCGUGCUGUACCAAUGUGGCUAGCUCGUUUACUAACGUUGGUGUGGUUUGUCUUUACCCUUCCGAUCUUCAUUGUGCCCUUUUCAAGAAAUGGAUCCCUUUUGCUACCUGGUACAGGUCUGUACCCAAGAUUUUUUGAUUCUCACAUUGGCUUCCUAUGUCCUUAUGGCACCAUCGAUACAUCAAGUUGAAUGAUGAUUAGUUUAGUUUUAUUUAUUGGCCCUUCUUUUUUUUAUCACAGUCAAAUAAAUAAACACACUUGUCUUGAACUAUCAUAUGAA
Molecule: messenger RNA, 1457 nt
Organism: Halteromyces radiatus
Lineage: Eukaryota; Fungi; Mucoromycota; Mucoromycetes; Mucorales; Cunninghamellaceae
Exons: 1
Coding region: 12-1367 (451 amino acids)
Biological process (GO): lipid metabolic process
Source: RefSeq, a predicted model, not a curated record